AUGAUAUAAACUCUUAUUUCAAACGCUGUCUCUCCAGGCCGGAGCAUUACACCUGUCUUACUGACUUCUGGUCUUUAAAAGCCUGAACCUUGACUGUCAUGAUGUCAGAUGACUAUAUCAAUCCCUAUCCUUUUGAUGAUGAUUUUGAUGAUGAUGAUAAUGAUGAUGAUAUAGUGACGAACCGAUGUGUUCUGUUGACUUCGAAUGAGGAGACAGUCCCUCUGAAGAGCAUUGAGGUGGAGCUGGAGGUGAGGGACCAUGUGGCUACAGUGGUCUCCACUCUGAACUACCAGAACAAAGAGGACAAACCCAUCGAGGCGGUUUUUGUCUUCCCUCUGCCUGGAGAUGCCGCUGUCUGUCAUUUCAGUGCCAAGAUGGGACAGAAGGAGAUUGUGGCUGAGGUGAAAGAGAAACAGGAGGCUCGUGAGGAGUAUGAUGAUGCUUUGAGCUCCGGUCAGCAGGCUUUCCUGCUGGAGGAGAGUGAUCAGAGUCCAGAUGUUUUCUCAAUGAGGGUGGGCUGUCUGCCUCCAGGAGAGAGCGCCUCCAUCAGGCUGGAGUACGUCACUGAGCUGGCAGUGCAGGCUGAUGAGGGGCUGAGGUUUUGUCUGCCUGCUGUGCUCAACCCUCGAUACACACCUCAGGGUAGCAAAGCUACAGCCAUCCAGGUGAACUCUGUUCCAGCCUCUCUGGUUCCUUACAGUCUGUUUUCUGCUCGAGUGUCCUCUCCUCGUCCCAUCUCUAAAGUGGAGUCCAGCUGUUCCCUGGAUCCUCUCCAGUUCCUGAACACAGACCAAACCCAGGCCACGGUGAAGCUGGGUGCAGGACACAAGUUUGACAGAGAUGUUGAAGUGCUGAUAUAUUACAAAGAUGCCCACCAGCCCACUGCUGUGGUGGAAGCAGGACAGGCCUCUGCAAAACCUGGCACUCUGAUGGGUGAUCCAGUGGUGAUGGUGAGCCUGUUCCCUGAGUUUCCUCAGUCUGCCAAGUCUUCAGUGGCUUCCUGUGGAGAGUUUGUGUUCCUCGUGGAUCGAUCUGGAAGUAUGGACUUCCCAAUGAACAACAAAGACAGAAAUCAGACUCGCAUAAUCAGUGCAAGGGAAACGCUGCUGCUGCUGUUGAAGAGUCUACCAAUGGGCUGCUACUUCAACAUCUACAGUUUUGGAUCCAGCUUUGAGCACAUCUUCCCUAAAAGUGUGAAGUACGGUCAGAAGACCAUGGAGGAGGCCCUGAAGAGAGUUGGGACGAUGGUGGCAGAUCUGGGAGGAACAGAAAUUCUGGAGCCUCUCAAGCGUAUUUACAAGCAGCCCUGCAUUCCCAGUCAUCCCAGACAACUGUUUGUCUUCACUGAUGGAGAGGUGGGAAACACCAAAGAAGUCAUUGAUCUGGUUAAGAAGAAUUCAGGCUCUCACAGGUGUUUCUCCUUCGGGAUCGGGGAAGGAGCCAGCUCUGCUCUCAUCAAUGGGUUGGCCAAAGAGGGAGGGGGUCACGCUCAGUUCAUCACAGGAAGUGACAGGAUGCAGCCAAAGGUGAUGCAGUCGCUGCGGUUCGCUCUGCAGCCGGCUGUGGUGGACAUUUCCAUCACAUGGGAUUUACCAAAGGACGUGUCUGUCACUGUCCUCUCUCCACCAAUCACAAAACUUUUCCAGGGUCAGCGGUCGCUGGUUUACGGCCAACUCAGUGGACAGAGCUCCGAGGCUGCAGAGGGCUGUGUGACGGUGAAGUACAGCCUGGCAGGUCAUCCCACUCAGAACCAGCUGCACUUCAGCCUGAAACCAGAAGAAGAUACUGGGUUAACAGUCCACAGGCUGGGAGCUCGGACUCGGAUUCGCUCUCUGGAGAUGGAGGGAAGAGAGAGCAGAGGGGAGCAGCACACAGGAGUGAAGGAGAAGGUGGUGGCUCUCAGCGUCCAAUCAGGAGUGAGCAGUUGUUUCACUGCCUUCAUUGCUGUCAACAAAGGUGAUGGCGAGGUGAUCCAAGGACCUUUGGUGCGUCGAAAUGUUCCAACACCUGGAAUGAUCGCGACAGGGGCCCGUCGCUCUUCACCAUUGAUGGACGUCGACAUGGCGUGUCGUAAUCCCAGGCCCUCACCUCUGUUAAAGAGCUGUGGUGUUUCUGCAAGAAGUUUGAGCAUCAAUAAAUGUUCUAUAACAGACUGUUAUGAAACGCUAGCAAGACCUCUGUCUGAGGAUUUUACACUGGCUGCAUCGACUUCUUCCUGGCCAGGAAGUUUGCCUCUAUUUUCUACAACAGACUAUGAUAAAAUGUCAGCAAGGGUUGAGUCUGAGUUUGUUACAUUGGAGCCACGGACGUCUUACCGGAAAAAAGGUGGUGCAAAGCCUACGGUUUUCCGUCGAGCAAUUGAGGCAGUGCAGCGCAUUUUUCGUCGACGAAGUCAUUAUACAGAGAAGCGUCGUGGAUCUGGUCCGACAGCAAUAAUACCUGGUGCUGCAGACUGGACUCAACCUGAAGUGAAGCCGCCGCCCUGCGACCCUCUGCUGCAGCUGGUCUCCCUCCAGAAUGCUUCAGGUUUCUGGAUGCUGGAUUCAGCUCUGGCUGCUGCACUGGGAAAGACGAGUGAAGAGGUGGAAAAGUCCAAACCUGAACCGGUGAACAGUGAAGUGUGGGCCACCAUUCUGGCUCUAAUCUGGCUUCAGGGGUUUCAAACCGAUGCAAAGGACGAGUGGCAGAUUCUGGCUGGAAAGGCUGUGUUGUGGCUUCAAGCUCAGAACGCUCCAAACGUGACAGAAUGUGUGGAUGCUGGAAAUGCUCUUCUGGGUUGCAGAGUGCAGAAAGAUGCUCUGGGACUCUGAGGCUUCAUUACAGUCUUCACUCCUUCAUUGAUGACAGAGUCACUUCUUAAGUUCUGAUGUUCUGCAAAGUUUUUAUUAUAGGUCACUGAAAUUUCCUGUUCUGACAGUUGCUGUCAAAAGAAUUACAAAACAAAUUCAACAAUACACAGCAGCUAAGAUUGUAGAUUCUCGAGUUUUAUAGACAAGGUUAAAAUAUGUAAAGGUUCAAUAUGAUUAGUUUGAAUAAAGUGUGAUAGUAAGUUGCUAAGGUGCAGUACGUGAUGGUAACUUUCUGAGCACAUUUUUGACAUCCUUUUGGUUUUGUUUGUGUUUUCUAUAUGUUCUGUAAUGUCACUAUUAAGCAAUUUUGUUUGAAUAUGUUAGAAAUAGAAGCAGAAAAUUGCUCUGACAGUAAUGCUUUGUGCCGG
Messenger RNA from Salarias fasciatus (jewelled blenny), 3217 nucleotides. RefSeq names its product von Willebrand factor A domain-containing protein 5A-like. NCBI's taxonomy places the organism in Eukaryota, Metazoa, Chordata, Actinopteri, Blenniiformes, Blenniidae. The record is from RefSeq and is a predicted model, not a curated record.